ACAGAUCCACGGACACCACUCUUGAAUGAAACCGGGAAAUAGACUAUUUUAACACAGACACAAGAUAUAGACACAAGAUAUAAACAUUCAAGGGAACAACCCACCUCCCUGCACAUGGACACAGGGCGGGGCAAACCAAAUCUUGCAACCAGAGACACAUCAGUAGACACCCCCACCAAGCCAAUACGCAAACACAUACAUCCCAUAAUAGUUUGCUCCCAAGCAAGACACACAAUAGAACAAUGGGAUGCACCACAUGGCAGUAAGCAAUGAACAGCCCCCCACACCCCAAUA
This is a messenger RNA of Staurois parvus, 294 nucleotides long. The record is from the annotation of a GenBank genome assembly. NCBI's taxonomy places the organism in Eukaryota, Metazoa, Chordata, Amphibia, Anura, Ranidae.